CUACUUUCAGUUUCAAGCUCCUUGGAGUAAGGCUUUCUUUGUUUGUAAAGCCAAAGGUCAGCAGUAUUUCUGCUAUUCCACAGCAUACCAGUGUGUUACAACUGCAGCUGCUGGUGCGUGCUGCUUCCCAUUUUUCCAGACAGAAUAACAUACGUGAGACCUUCUGCACUAUGUCAGAAAGAGUAGAUCCUAAGCAAAUAAGCUGAGAAGUGGAUAGAAGAGAGCGAUACUUGUACAAAUAUCGUGCUAGGAAGUCCUACUACCGCAUCUAGAGCUGCAGCAAAUUUACUGAGAGAUUUGUUUGCUUGAUCGUCUGUUGGGUGUGAUACAGCACACGCACAGAGCAGUAGCAGUUCUUGUAAUUAAUAAAGUUUUUCACUUCAUUCUGUUUCUGACGAAGAGCUCCAUCGGAAUUGUUGCUGAGUGAGUGAGACUGACACCGAGAUCUGAGCGAGGGGUCGCGAGAGCGAGCCGUGAGUGAGAGUUUUGGCUGCGACUAGAUAGAUUCGUGGUGUGGUUAUGCUGGAAUCCAUAUUCGUUAACUCAACGUACCGGGAUUUGUCGUGUAUGUUUGUGUCAUCAUCUGUAUCCAGCUGGGGUCAACGUGCACGAAAUAUACUAUCGUCGUUUAGACCCAAAAAUUCCUCAUUGUUUUUCUGCAAUGGAGAUGAUAACGACGUCGAUGUGUCUCGCUCUCGGAGUAGGAAAUAAUUGAAGGGACGCCACAUGAUCAUGUCAACCUGAAGAACUACAACUUCUCGGUCAGACUCCAUUUUUCGUUGCUUUGUCACGACAUUGCAAAACGACGCGAAUACCCCCCAAUGAAUUCCAUGUAGAACUGCGGAUUUUUUUUGUACCUUUCCCACUCAGGAACUUGUAGAACCCAAAAAUCCAGUAGUAGUGAUUGAUAACCGGCGAUAAGAUGGCGCCUCCGGUGAAGCCGGGCGAGGCGAACAUUUUCGGGAAGCGCACCCCGACCGCGGAGCAAGAGGCGCUGGAUGCCAAGCGGGAAUACAAUAUCAAGUUGCGGGAGGAACGGUACGAGCGAAAACAGGCAGAGCUGGCGGACCAGAGAAGGCUAAAGAAGGAAUAUGAGGCCGAAAACAGGCAGCAGCGGAAGCAGCUCGAAGCCAUGAAAAGGCAAACAGAGCUCAGGAGCGGAAUCAAUAAAAAACAAAACAGUACUGCUUUUGAUGAUUUUUUGAAUUUCUUGCCCGGAUCUAUCGUCACUAAUAUGGAAAAUUCAACGCAACCAAUAAGAACAACCAGAACCAUGACAGUGGUUGGUGAUGGUGCCGCAUGCAAUCUGAUGUAUUUUUAUUUUCAAUCGCUUACACUUUUCAUGUGCAACUUCCUGAAACCCAGAUAUCGAGGACGAGUAUCGGGAAAGGAAUCGAGAAGCCGCGAUAAUUAGGCGAGAGGAGAAAUGGCAGGCCAGAGCACACGAGUACAUCAUGAACCUCCUCGACGAGGCGCAAGAGCAGGAAAACCAGGAGCUCGAGAAGAAAAAGGAAGCAAAAACAAAAGUUCUGCUCGGCUGGAAACUCGAAGCAAAACAAAGAGCAGACUCUAAGGCAUCACAGGAACAGCUGGAAGAGGUACCAUCAAGUCUGCGUGUUUUUGUUUCUUGAUACCAGUAGUGAUGAACAGGCAACAAUAACAAAAUUUCGAGUUCCACAACCACACCGAAUGUGGCCAGACUGACCGAACACGAGGUACAACGAACAUGGUUUUGGUCUCGGUUUCAACUCAUUCGCAUACAGAAAGUUAUCCACCCCAAAUUUCACCCUCCAGGUCCGCACAGAGACAUUGCAGAAGAAGGAGAUGAAGAGAAAUGCAGCGGAGCUUGUAAGAAUAGACGACCUCAAGCAGGAGGUGGAGGAAGAACUCGAGUACAAACUUGAGUGCGUGGAACAGGGCAUACAAACGAAAGUAACCAUGAACGACCUCGUGAAGUCCCUGGUACCCGUGCCGGCCAUCUCCGAACUUUUCUGCGCGGUCAAAUCAGAACUCGAUGAAAUCAAGUACAGCUUUUGUUUUUGAUGUGUUUGUACUUCGGUAUGAAGGUCAACUUUUUCGUUCAUCUACUUCCGAAUCAGGAACAUACCAACGAACGAUCGCAACACGAACUUUUCAGGUAUUUGAAGCACGUUGAUUUGGAGCCACUGGCGAAACUGCAAGGCAAGCCACCACUGCUGUUCGUGAAGCAGCUGGAGGAGGAGCACGAGCGCAACAAGCUGCCGACUCCCAGCUCUGUGCCGGUAGCGCACUAAGCAGCGAAGUGGUGUACUAGUUGCAGCAGCUUUCUGCUCGAGCAAUCAACGAGUUCUUUUGAGACAACAAGCUGUUGUAGAAAAAAUGCAUCAGUGCUCGUUUUCGUCGAAGGCUUCCAAUUCAUGUAGACGAAGUCCUUUGAUGAUGACAUCAAAACGAAAACUGACACCAUGUGAAUCGAGCCUGAAAAAAGAUGAAAACGUCAAGUUUAUACUUUUCACCUGUUUCCUUAAAGUUUACGCAUCCUGAAAGACCAAACCUCUGUUUUAAUUCGUUUAAUUCGACAAAAAACAACUCGAAUCUGUUAAUUUAGCAAUAGUUUACAAAAAAGAACAGGAGCUUCUCACGUCCAUCGAGAAGUUCCUAGUUCAACGCAAAAUUUUACCGGUAUCAUAUCAGAAAUUGCGGUAUUAUGUCCUAGUACCAGAACGUCAAGAGUGCAAAAUGAGUUUUCGCUGCACUCGUUCACUGUUAAUGAGCUUUUCUUAGGUUUUCACUGUUUCGGUUUUAGUACGGUUUCAGCUCCCUUGAAUUUAUUGUUUAAUGCCACGCUUGUUGAAUUGCCUUUAGUUUGCAUUUUUUACUGUGUGCAAAGCGAGGAGGACGAGGAUGACAGAUUUGUUGGGUGGAAUCCUCGAAAUCGAGAGUGUCCUGGUGGGUGAAGCAAAUACCACGGCCCACAGCCGCACGAAUUGAGAGUAGGAGAUUGAGUUUGAGACGACGAACAUCACACGUACAACACCGGGUCCGCGGGAACUCAAAACAGCACCGUAACUUUCGAUUCCGGAGGCAAUCACCGGAAGUAAACACGGACAAGGAGAUCACACUUAACGAUGAUAUGCAUUGUAUUCAAAAUUUGCUGAACAAUCGAAACUAUGAAAAAUGAAACCUUCUAUAGUACAACAAAACUACGACCCGUCAGAGCAGACGCUGCAGGGUGUCCGAGCCGUCAACCGGAG
This is a messenger RNA of Amoebophrya sp. A120, 3233 nucleotides long. The record is from the annotation of a GenBank genome assembly. Lineage: Eukaryota; Dinophyceae; Syndiniales; Amoebophryaceae.